Molecule: messenger RNA, 1325 nt
Organism: Salvia splendens (bonfire salvia)
Lineage: Eukaryota; Viridiplantae; Streptophyta; Magnoliopsida; Lamiales; Lamiaceae
Product: probable membrane-associated kinase regulator 1
Exons: 1
Coding region: 85-894 (269 amino acids)
Cellular component (GO): plasma membrane
Molecular function (GO): kinase inhibitor activity
Source: RefSeq, a predicted model, not a curated record
UCUCCCAACUAGCUAGUAUCUUCCAAAUUCCAAAACUCUCCGAUGAUGUAGCCUCGCCACCACUCCGCCGCUGCCACUGCUGCCAUGGGCUACCACCACCGCCGCCGCCGCCCAACCCCCAAGUCCUACACCCUCCCCUCCUCCCCCACCCACUCCUCCGACUCCUCCGACUUCGAAUUCGCCAUUUCCCUCUCCCCCCGCAAAUCCUCCGCCGCCGAUCUCUGCCCCGCCGACAAGCUCUUCUACAAGGGCAAGCUCCUCCCCCUCCACCCCUCCCCCCGCCUCUCCAUGGUCCGCACCCUCCUCCUCUCUUCCUCCUCCACCUCCUCCUCCGACACCACCACCACCACCGCCUCCCGCCACUCCACUGACUCCUCCUCCGCCCGCCCCAGCUCCGCCACCGACGACGACCUCAAACACCUCACCCCACCCACCACCACCACCAAAAAAUCCUCCAAAUACUUCUCCCUCCCCAAGCUCUUCCGCAAAGAUUCCGGCGCCGGCGCCCGGGAAGUCAUACGCAAGUACUUGAAAAAACUCAAACCCUUGUACGAGAAGCUCUCCCAGAAGCCGUCGCAGCAGCAAAAAACAUCCAGAAUUUCAAGCUUGACAAAUACGUUUAUUGUCGCCAAAGACUACAAGAGCCAAGAAAUCAAUACACAAUCAUUUUCGGGCAAUCUGAGCCUGUAUAAUAAGGGAAGAAGCUGCUUCUCUAGCUGCCCGCCGUCGAUGGGUUCGUCGCCGAGCCACUGUAGAAACAGGCACGGGUACGGGCAAACGGGUCGACCCGGAUCCGUAAUCCACAGCAGCUCGGACACGUCAUCGAUGGAGGAGUUGCAGAAUGCGAUUCAAGGUGCGAUUAUGCAUUGCAAAACCUCAAUGCUUCAGACUUAGAAUUUGGUUAGUAAUGAAAUUUGGAAAAAAAGGGUCAAAUUUUUUUUAAUUAAUUAUAAGGAAAAUUUAGUAACUUUGAUGACUUGAUCGGUGUUUGGUUUGAGGUAGAAUGAUGAGUUGAUAUUCUAAUCACCAUGUUUGGAUUAGUAAAUUCCUUAAUUUAAUUGAGGGGUUUUAAUUAUGUUGGGUUUGGAAUUUUCUCCUUGUUUGACUAUUGAAAAAAAUUAAAUUAUUUACUGUGGCAGUGCUUAUUCUUUUUUAAUAGGCUGUGAUUUCGAGAUUCUGACCUUAUUGCAGUGUAACGUUACUCUUUUGAAUUAAGUUUAAUUUUUUGUCGCUAGAUUGUAUUUUAGAAUAUUUUGCACAAUACUGAAUGUACGAUGGUAAUUAUUUAAGUUGGUUCGGAAUUUACAACAAUAAAAUAAUCAAGU